GUUUCACGCCGCUUAUACUCUGUCAAUAAAAAAAAACUUCGCUAUCUUUAGAUGCAAAGCACGCGCUGCGCUAUGCGCUUGCUCAUCGAUUUCACGAAAACGAGUUUUUCUCAGUGAAAUCGUACUUUUUUUUCUAUUCAGCGACAUUGGUCGCUCACAUAGUGACAUCAAGAAAAAAAAACCAUGAAUGUAAUUAUUGCGCUUUUGUUCGUGAUAAUUCGCAUCAACGCUGCCGAAGAAUACAUACCACCAGUCGAUGGGAUGCAAAAACUCUCGAUAACUGUCGAUACCGAUAAAAAAUUAAACUUGGUUCGGUCGUAUCAAGACGAAGAGGGAUUCGACUUUUUGCGAGUACCGGAAAAACCAUCGAAAAAUGGCGUCGUCGAAUUAUACGUAGCUGGGGACAAGGUGAACAAAUUCAAAGGCACGUUGAAAAAGAAUCACUUGACUUACAAAAUCGACAUCGAGAACGUGGCCGAGACGAUAAAGAAGAGCAACGACGAAAAUCACAAGCGUCAUCGUCGGACGCGUCGUGAUGUCCAUAAUUUCGAACAUUUUCCAAAAUACGAUGAGAUCACAGCUUACUUGAAACAAAUCCACAAAGAACAUCCGAGUUUCACGAAGAUAGAAAGGAUCGGAGGUUCUUACGAGAAUCGAGAUAUCUUUGCCAUUAAAUUUUCUAAACGAGACCGUAACGUUAAGAAACCGAUUUUACUGAUCGACGCUGGCAUUCACGCCCGCGAGUGGAUCUCCGUUACCACGGCUCUGUACGCGAUCGAUCAACUGACGAAACAUCCCAAUUUUUUGAACAAUAUGGACGUUUAUGUGAUUCCACUGCUCAAUCCGGAUGGUUACGAGUUUUCUCACGGCAGCGAUAAGGCAAGAAUGUGGAGAAAGAGUCGAUCGGAAAUCAAACGAUGGGGUUGCACGGGUGUCGAUCUCAAUCGCAAUUUUGGAUUCCACUGGAACACCGUCGGUGCCUCAAAGGUUCCGUGCAGUCCUAUCUACGCCGGUCCCCACGCAUUUUCCGAACCGGAGAGUCGAGCACUCAGGGAUUUUAUGUUGCGUCUACGAGGACGAAUCAAAGUCUACCUGAGCCUUCAUUGUCCAGGAAAUUUAAUUUUGCAUCCUUGGGGUUACACUUACGAUGCUCCAAAAAAUGCUCAUGAUUUGGUAUGCCUCGGUCGCGAAGCUAACAAUAAAUUGGCCAAGGUACGAAAAUCUUCGUAUCAAGUCGGCUCUGCAUCGAAAGUCGUCUAUUUGAGUUCGGGUAGCAGUACCGAUUGGGCAAUGGGAGAGGGUGGCGUCGAGAUGGCUUACACAAUCGAAUUGACGGAAAAAAUGCACGGGUUCACGACGCCGACCAGUGAAAUUGUUCCCGUAGGUAAGGAGUUUUUCGAAGCCUUGAAAGUUUUUUCGAGUCACGUUGUUGGAAAAGAUGAAUGUCAUGAGGCUACAGAAGAUAUGUAAAAAGUAAAGCAUGAAAUUUACAAGAAAAAAGGAAUAAAGAUAAUUUCAUUACAAAUGACAGAAUAAUGGAUAUUUUUUUAGAGA
Molecule: messenger RNA, 1554 nt
Organism: Trichogramma pretiosum
Lineage: Eukaryota; Metazoa; Arthropoda; Insecta; Hymenoptera; Trichogrammatidae
Product: carboxypeptidase B-like
Exons: 8
Coding region: 184-1470 (428 amino acids)
Biological process (GO): proteolysis
Molecular function (GO): zinc ion binding; metallocarboxypeptidase activity
Source: RefSeq, a predicted model, not a curated record